UCUCUCUUUCUUUCUUGCUCCGUUUCUGUUGAAUCGGGUGAAGUCAUAUACAUCAGACAGGUUUGCUGGAUUUAUCUUGGCAGUCCUAGACAGAGCACUCUGCACUGUGUUGUAAGGAAGAAGAAGAGCGGGAAAACAGCAACACAAGCUUAAACCCACCUGUAUUCACCUGAAAGCUACUACACAAAGAUCAGCAUGGCAAACAAAGGUCCUUCCUAUGGUCUGAGCCGUGAGGUACAGAGCAAGAUUGAUAAGAAAUACGACCCGGAACUGGAGGAAAGGUUGGUGGAGUGGAUCAUCACCCAGUGCGGCUCUGGAGCUGGCCGGCCUAAGCCAGGCAAGACCGAAUUCCAAAACUGGCUCAAGGAUGGAUGUCUGCUUUGUGAGCUCAUCAACAGCCUGUCCGGACCUAACAAGCCGAUCAAGACCAUCAAGAGUUCCGGCAUGGCAUUUAAGCAGAUGGAACAAAUAUCCAUGUUCCUUAAAGCUGCAGAAAACUAUGGAGUCACCAAAACUGACAUGUUUCAGACUGUAGACCUCUUUGAAGGCAAGGAUCUGGCUGCUGUCCAGAGGACCCUGAUGGCUCUGGGUAGUUUGGCUGUCACAAAGAAUGAUGGGUGUUACAAAGGAGACCCGAGCUGGUUCCAUAAGAAGUCCCAGGAGAACAGGAGAGAUUUCUCAGAGGAACAGCUGACCGAAGGCAGAAAUGUCAUCGGCCUGCAAAUGGGCACAAAUAAAGGAGCAUCUCAAGCUGGAAUGACAGGCUACGGACGACCCAGGCAGAUCAUCAACAAUAAUCCAUGAAUCCGAGCAGUGCUUAAACCCUCCUCCAAGACACUCCUUCUGCUGCCCUCUGAAAUUUCAGCGAGGACGGAGAAACUCUGACUCUGACUCUACGGCCACGAGGAGAAAUGUAACUUGACUGUUUUUAAGACUAAACUGGACCAAAACACGGACCAAACAAGAACAUGUGCACAUAUAGAUAACAUACUUCAUGUUGAGCACACAUACCGAACAUAAAUAGAUACCUUUAACAGUACAAGUAAAGAAUUAGACGGAGCAUUUUAAAUUGUAAACUGUAAAUAUUUUUUAUUAAAGGGUCAUUCCAGUUGUUUUGCAUGUAUUAACCCACUACCUAAAAAUCAAAUUUGUGUUACAUUACUGCAAAUCAUAAGAUUUUAGAUUGCCUAACCUACAGACCUUGUGAGUUUUCACUUAAUUUCAGUUCACUUUAAAAAUCAACUUGCAGAGACUUGUAACUUGCUAGAGAGAAGUAAUUCAUCACAUUCAACAUUUAGUUUGUUUUAUCCUUCAACAGCUGCAUAAUUGCAGCAUGCAGCCAGGAAGUCUCCCUGAUGACACAUUCAAGGACACUCAGAUGUCUGAGACUUUAUAAUGGAUGAACCAUCCAAUUACCAUUAUUUAUGUUAAACAUUGUUUGCUUUUUGGUUAUUUGCCAGCAUUGCUCUUCUGACAACGUAGAGCUGUCAAGUCUUGGACAUUACCACCAAGGAGAGUUUAGAAAAUCUUUACAUAAACAGAACAAAACAGCUAUAAUGCAACUUUAACAAUAAAAUAUGAUAAAGAGAAAAAUGACCUAAUUGUUAAAUGUGAUAGAUGGCCCAUCUCUAGGGUUUGGGGUAGAGUUAGUUUUAAUUUUCAUUUAUGGUGUACUGGAAUUAACUAAAACAAGUGGCAGCCUGGAAGGUAAGAAGUGUAGAGUGAUGUGGUUUACAUUAAUGUUAAGCUCAAAAUCUAAUAGAUUACAGCAAGCAAAUCCAAGCAGUCAUAUGUAAUCUGAGAAAGUGAAUUGCCUGGUUUAAAAAAAAAAAAAAAGAAAUUUUAUGAAAAACAUAAAAUACAGUCAUGUGUGUUUUACCUGCUCCGUAAUACAAUCAGCAGUUAGAUACUCCCAUCUAACUAAUUUCUAAUCAAAAAUGUUGUUCUUUUUAGAGUUGAAUUCAUCAUAUAUAAUGACGAUGGUUUUGAAAUAAAGGUCGAUUUACAUGUAAA
Molecule: messenger RNA, 2013 nt
Organism: Micropterus salmoides (largemouth bass)
Lineage: Eukaryota; Metazoa; Chordata; Actinopteri; Centrarchiformes; Centrarchidae
Product: transgelin-like
Exons: 5
Coding region: 196-804 (202 amino acids)
Molecular function (GO): protein binding
Source: RefSeq, a predicted model, not a curated record